AUGGUUGAUCUUUCCCAAUGGAGAGCCUGUAUUGGCCUGUGGAAUAGCUGUAAGACUGCUGCUUCUAGGUCAACUCAAUUUCACCAUCCAAGUUUGUGUAAAACUGUGGCUAGAGACAAGUCCAGCAGUGUUAUAUCUUUGUAUCUGAUUGCCGCUUUGGUCUACAUUAGUUCAGCUAUUCUCGGCUUCCUGAGUAAUGUAGAUCUAGCAUUUUUACUUUUUCCAGGCAUUAUUGCUCGUUGCUCCUCAGCACACAUUUGUCUUGUCUUGGCUGGAGGAAGGGCUUCCAUUUUAGUUUGUAUUUUUCUGUAUCUGAUUGUCCGUCUACUUCUGUUCUUGUCUGGAGAUAUUGAACUCAAUCCUGGUCCUUUAACAGGUGACCCUAAGGAAACAUUAAGGAUAUGCUCUCAAAAUCUUGUUAAUGCAAUUUCUACCACACUUCUUAAAGUGACAAAUGCACUGUAUGCUAAAGAGCUAAUACCACAGGAAACUAAAGAAGAAGUUCAUUUACCAUCAUUUACACCUUAUAAUAGAGCUAGCAUACUGGUGAUUGCCAUUGAAAAACAAUUGGAGGCCUAUUCUGAUCCAAAUCGGUAUUUAACUGAUGUGUUUAAUGCAUUAAGGAACCAAGGGAAUCGGGCACUAACAGAUCUGGUCAAUUCUAUCUUAGGUCAGUCUGAUAAAAUUGAACCAUACCCUGAUUGUGUUAAAGAAUAUGCUGAUAUUUUAAAACAACGCCGCUACAAAAAACUAAGUAUUAUUGGUACAGAUUGGCCACCAAAAGUUGGAAAUGAUGAUGUUUUUGGAAGACUAGCGCUUAUACAGCAAAAAGAUAACUCAACUUUUCAUCAAGAUGAUUCUGUUCCUCAAAAAGACACAUUCACUCAGCAAAAAGAGUCAUCAGAUUUGUACUUGCUACGAGGACAAGUAGAUGAAGCAUGUCAUUUCGCUGGAAAUGAAAAAGUUGAUAUUAAGGAUAUUCUAAAACCUACAAUAAUGGAUUGUAUAACAUCUCUUAUAGUUCUAAUAGAUGGUCCUCCUGGCAUUGGAAAGACAACACUCUGUCGUAAACUUCUACAUAUGUGGUCUGAUGGAGAACUUAUUCCGCAUUAUGACUUGGUACUUUAUUGUCCUUUGAGAGAUGAAAAGAUGGCCAAAGCUAAAACAUUAGAAGACCUAUUUGUGCCUCAACGUCAUAAUGUUCCUGAGAUAGUUGAUUUGUUUAAGGGGUGUAAUGGAGAAGGGAUGUUGAUAAUUUUUGAUGGUUGGGAUGAAUUAAGUGAAAACCACAGACACUCUUCAUUAGCUGCUAGUAUUAUUCGUAGGGAACAGUUAGACCAAUGUUCAGUAAUUGUUACCUCUCGUAGCUAUGCCUCCACUUCACUUAUAAAAAUGUCUUUUUUCAAUAAACAUGUUCAUGUAAUUGGAUUUUCUAAGGAUGAAAUAGCAAAAGUAAUUAUACAAACACUUCAAAAAGAUGAAAAAUUAGCACAAGAACUCAUUGCAGAAAAUAUUGAUCAUGGUAAAUUUUUCCGAUUUGAAUAUGAAAAAUCUGUUUUUUUCAAAGUCAAAAGUACUGAUAGCAGUGAGGAGUCAAAACUAGCAGUGAAGCUAAUUAAUGAACUUAAAGUACAAAGUGAUGUCCAAUCAUUAUGCUUUAUACCGUUAAUCUGUUCAAUCGUCAUUUUAGUGUAUGAUACAGAAAGACAACUUCCAACAACACUUACUGAACUGUAUGAGAACUUUAUUUUACAAACUAUCAACAGGCAAAGAGAAAAGGAUGGUGAUGAUCCACAGGCCCUAGACAGCCUUUGUUCAUUACCAGUAGAGUUAGUUAAACCUUUUGAACAAAUUUGCUAUUUUGCUUACAGUAACCUGGCUAACACAGUAAUGACAUUUUCCUCGAUACAAAAUAUGUCAGCAGCCAAGGGCAAUAAUUAUUUUGGACUAUUAACAACUUUGAAAGAUUACAGGAAGAAAAAGUAUCAGUUUCUUCACUUAAGUAUUCAAGAGUUUUUGGCAGCAUGGUGGAUAUAUAAGCAACCGAACCCAGAACAGAUAUUUCACACACAUUUGGAAAAUGACCACUUUCGAAUGUGUCUGAGGUUUGUGGCAGGCCUAACCAAACUUAGUCCACAUGAGAAUUAUGAACAAUACUUCAAUAAAUCAAUUAACUUACAGUGCAAAGCAAGAAGUUUAUUUGGAUUUGAUGCUCGAUAUCAGUCCUACUUCCAUAUUAAUCCGAUAGUUGAUCAUAUCCAUCAUGAUAACUUCCUUACUUAUGUUGAUUGUUUUUCUAUUCUCCUCCUUCAUCUCCUUUACGAAUCACAAAAUAAAGAACUAUGCCAAACAUUAGCACUAUCCAUUAGAGAUCAAUCAAUUUGUCUUCAUGCAUUACAAUUUUCACUAUUUGAUGUAUUGUGUCUUAACUAUUUUCUUAAUGUCAGCAGUACUACCUGGGACCAUCUUCACCUCAUGCCAUUAUAUCAAGAUGAACUAUCAGUAUUGACCAGCAUAUUGAGCACAAAAAGACUAGAUGUACAUUUUUAUGGACUCACCAAAAACACAAUACAACAAUUAAGAAAUAUUCAGGAGUACUACAUUGAAAUAUCAGGUACUUCUUUAUACACAUGUGAUGUACUUGUACAAAUCCUUAGUUUUUCCGCACAAAUAAAAAUACUGCACUUGAAAAUGAAUGAAAAAAUACAAAAAUAUAAUAUGGAGCAUUGCUGUUGUUCUGAUCUUGAGAGAUGUUUAACAGAAAAAGCAACUCUACAAGAAUUCAAUGUUGAUCAUAAACAACACAAUCCAUCUCGUUAUGCUGAUAUCCAAGAAAAAAUUGAUGUUCAUGAAAGAAACAUAUUCAAUACUAUCAUUAAAGGAAUACGUAAGAAUACAAUAGAAACAGUAAACACACCAUUGGUUGCUACGAAUACAAAUCUCUUCAUUCCUGGACUGGAAUGUAGGUUACUACCAAAGCUGUAUCCAUCACAUGUUAUUAACCCUAGCCUGGUUGUAACUGGAUUGCCAUUAAAUACACCAGAAAGUGCUAUUGAGCUCUUUGAUAUUCUAAAAACUGAUAAUAAACUGAAAGCAUUGAGAUUACAUUUAACACCUGAAGCAUUUAGUUGUAUCUGGACUUUCAAAAAUAUGUGUACUAGUAUGAAAGAAAUGCUCCAACAUAAUCAAACAUUAGAAUGCCUUGAAAUAAAAACAGAUCCUCCGUUGCAGUUGUUUACCAGUACUUCUAACAUUCUGCCACAUAUAUUUCUUUCUUGUCUCAUUGCUGGUCUUGAGAAGAAUGAAACAUUACAGCAGCUAUAUCUACCUAUUCCGCUCUCUACUAGUUGUAUGUAUAAUGAAGACAAUGAUGUAAAAACUCUUUUUAGCCGUCUGUCUUGUAAGAAAAACCUUACUGAGCUUCAGUUAGAAUUUCAUGGACAUAAUCAAAAACACACCAUCAUUGAAACAGACAAUGACACCAUAUUUCAGAAUCAUGUUCUACUGAUGAUUACUGAUAUUUUACUACCAAAUAGAAGGAUUGAGGUACUAAGCUUAAACAUUCAAUUUUUUGGUUCACCAAAGCAUACAUGGGAAGAAUUUAUUGAUGCUAUCCUCAACCAUCCUUCACUUCAACAUGUUGUUUUGAAGUUGCAUUUUCAGAGUACUGAGUUGAAAGAGUUCCUCAGAGGGCUUGUAAAGGAACUUAAGGAAGGACCAGUAAUAAUUUGUGAAACUUAA
Amphimedon queenslandica is the source of this 3741-nucleotide messenger RNA. RefSeq lists its product as uncharacterized. The coding region runs from base 1 to 3741 and encodes 1246 amino acids. The transcript has 5 exons. NCBI's taxonomy places the organism in Eukaryota, Metazoa, Porifera, Demospongiae, Haplosclerida, Niphatidae. The record is from RefSeq and is a predicted model, not a curated record.